UCCAGUUGAUUUUGUUCACAAUCUUAUGCUUGCAUUGACAAUACAGGCACUCAUUGCUUUGAAGAAAGGUACUCCGUUAAUCAAGUACAGCCGGAAAGGGAAGCCCAAGUUCUGUCCAUUCAGAGUUUCUUCUGAUGAGACUUCAUUGAUAUGGUACUCCCGUGGAAGAGAACGUAAUUUGAGUUUAUCUGCUGUCAUCAAGAUUAUCCCUGGUCAAAGAACCGCCGUUUUUCGAAGGUAUUUGCGGCCUGAAAAGGAAUAUUUAUCAUUUUCACUCAUUUAUAACAACGGGGAAAGAUCACUUGAUCUGAUUUGCAAGGACAUCUCUGAAACAGAAGUGUGGCUUGCAGGCUUGAACGCUUUAACCUCUUCUGGUCAAACAACUCCGUUUAAACGUACAAGAAGUGAAAUCCCUGAUUUAAAACUCAGUAGUGAGCUAUCCCAAAGUAGUCGCCGUUUUGGUGCAACACUAAAGUUUACUAAUUCCAGUAUCUCCCGUGGAAGAUUGUCCACUGACUCAAGCACUUUCAAUUCUCCCAAAUCAGAUGUUGGGUAUGAAGGUGGAAAUAUGCAAGGAAGAGCAAGCACUGGAGAAGGUUUCCGAAUUAGUGUUUCAAGUAGUAAUCCUAGUUGGUCAAGUCAUGCUUCUGGACAGGACGAUAUCGAAUCGUUGGGUGAUCUUUACAUCUGGGGAGAUGUCUGGUUCGACACAACUGACGGAUCUGCACAAAAAGACGUGCUAACUCCUAAGCCAUUGGAGUCAAACGUUGUCCUAGAUGUUCACCAAAUCGCUUGUGGUAUCAGGCAUAUCGGUCUUGUCACAAGGCAAGGCGAGCUUUUCACUUGGGGAGAAGAAUCCGGAGGCAGGCUUGGUCAUGGGGUCGAAAAGGACGUCAACCGGCCUCAACUUGUCGAGUUCCUAGCGAUUGCGAAUGUUGAAUUCGCCGCAUGUGGCGAAUUCCAUACGUGUGCUAUAUCUGGAUUGGGUGAUUUGUAUUCAUGGGGUGACGGUUCACAUAACGUAGGACUUCUCGGUCAUGGUACCGAUGUUAGCCACUGGAUACCCAAAAGGAUUUCCGGUCCUUUAGAAGGACUUCAAGUUCUAUCGGUUGCAUGCGGUUCAUGGCACUCCGCUUUAAUAACUUCUAACGGCAAGCUGUUUACAUUCGGCGAUGGUACAUAUGCUGCCUUAGGACAUGGGGAUAGAGAAAGUGUGCCUUACCCGAAGGAAGUUAAUCUUCUAAGUGGGUUAAAGACGAUGAAGGUUGCAUGUGGCGUUUGGCAUACUGCAGCCAUCGUGGAAUUAAUGGGACAGCCGGGUUCGAAUGUUUUGUCUAGAAAGCUGUUCACUUGGGGUGAUGGCGAUAAAUACAGGCUGGGGCAUGGGAAUAAAGACAUGCAUUUAGUGCCGACUGUUGUUUCUGCACUCGUGGACUAUAACUUCCACCAGUUAGCUUGCGGGCAUUGUAUUACCACUGCACUUACCACAUCCGGUCAUGUGUUCACAGUCGGCAGCACUUCAUACGGUCAGCUGGGAAAUCCAACCUCCGACGGAAAACUACCUUGCUUGGUACAAGAUAAAUUGGUGGGGGAAUUUGUGGAAGAAAUAUCCUGCGGUGCGUAUCAUGUUGCUGUUUUGACUUCACGGAACGAAGUGUUUACAUGGGGGAGAGGAGAGAACGGAAGAUUGGGACAUGGGGAUACGGAAGAUCGAAAAUCUCCCACAUUAGUGGAAGCCUUAAAAGACAGGCAUGUGAAGAACAUAGCUUGCGGGUCGAACUACACAGCAAGCGUAUGCAUCCAUAAGUGGGUGUCUGGUGCCGAUCAGUCGGUUUGUAGCGGUUGUAGACAAGCAUUUGGUUUCACGAGAAAGAGACAUAACUGUUAUAACUGUGGACUAGCGCAUUGUCAUUCUUGCAGUUCAAAAAAAGCUCUGAAAGCUGCGUUGGCUCCCACUCCAGGAAAGCCACACCGAGUCUGCGACUCUUGCUAUAAUAAACUAAAAGCUGCUGAGUCUGGGAUUGGGAUUGGUACUAAUAACAAUAAUAAUAUAAACAAGAGAGCUCCAACUCCUCCUCGUUUAGAGGUGGGAAUGGGAGAUCCUCGAACCUCGAGGAUUUUGCUUUCUCCCAGAACAGAGCCUGUCAAGUAUAGACAGGUUAGAACUGGGAAUCAUGGGACAAUGAAUGAUUCUUAUUCAAUUGUGCGAACUUCCCAGGUUCCAUCAAAUGUUCAAUUGAAAGAUAUUGCGUUUCCAAGCUCACUGACCGCCCUGCAACAUGGUUGCAAUCCUAUUCUAACAUCCUCCUCAAAUUCCCAGCCACGAUCAUCACUAAACUCAAGGCCAUCUUCUGUAUAUGCAAGGAAACCAAGCCCUACACGCUCAACCACUCCGAUAUUCUCUAGGGGUGUUAUUGAUAGCCUAAAAAAGACAAAUGAAGUUCUGAACCAAGAAGUAACAAAGUUACAUAACCAGGUUUAUAUUUUCCCCUGCCCUGAUAUGAUAUUACUAGAUGCUUAUCUGUACAAAGGAUUAAAAAAGGAGGUUACAAAAAUGCAAAGAGAUGCUCAAGAGACAAAUAACUUGGCUUCCAAAGUGUCUUCCAAAUUCGUGGUUGCAAGGGACAUAAUUGCAUCUGUUGCAACCGAGGGUCAGAUUAGCUUCAUGAUGCUUUCGGGAUCUAGUUUAAUGAACACAUUAGACCAGUUGAAUUUUUUUCUACCAUUAUAUGUAUUUCAGUUCAAAGAAAUAAGAGAGAAGCUGCCUGAUGAGGUACUAAAUAGUGAAACAUUCAAGGAUAUGAAUGCUCAAAUUGAAGCAAUCCUGAACACAGAUGAGCCCAGAAUGAGUGACCAACAAAUUCACAAAGAUGGUGAUUCUGCCAAUAGGCAGAAUAAUGAAGGUAUAAGACACGAUGGAGAUGAUAGAGAGCAUGCAUCUCAAGAAAAUCAUGAGAAUUCAGGAAGUGGAGGGCUCAAAGAAGUAAUUGAACAAUUUGAACCUGGUGUUUAUGUAACUCUAUUGAAGCUUCAAAAUGGCACCAAGAUCUUCAAGCGAGUAAAAUUCAGCAAGAGAAGAUUUGCAGAACAGCAGGCAGAACAAUGGUGGAAAGAAAAUAAAGGGAGGCUGCUAAAAAGGUACAAUCCCACAUUACCCUAUACUUCUCCGAACGAAUCAUCCACAACCCAAACUAGCACAGAAGGAGAUAGUUCUGAGACAGCGCCAUCUUCCUAGUUUUAGGUCUAGAAUCGAUUGUUAAGAAUUUUUUUACUUUGA
Messenger RNA from Impatiens glandulifera, 3277 nucleotides. RefSeq names its product PH, RCC1 and FYVE domains-containing protein 1-like. Bases 26 to 3235 code for a protein of 1069 amino acids. The transcript has 9 exons. Lineage: Eukaryota; Viridiplantae; Streptophyta; Magnoliopsida; Ericales; Balsaminaceae. Gene Ontology annotation, molecular function: metal ion binding. The record is from RefSeq and is a predicted model, not a curated record.